AAAACCAGUGACAUCAAGAGGCGUUCACUGUUGCUGCUGUGAGAAACUUACUUCCUUCUCUGUGGUCUCAGUUGGUGUGUUGAAGCGUGAAGCUCUUGCACAAACAAAAUGUUCACAGAUUUGAACCCGGAGAUGAUCGCAUCAGCAGGAAGCUGUGGUGUCUUUGACACAACAUCAGGGGUGUGAUGUAGAAACCCCCCAUGGUGAGAUGCCUCAGUGCAGCGGCUCAGGAUGGAGAUAACAGCUCUCUGCGCUGUUAUUGCUUGUCUGAGGCUUUUUCCCAGCAGAUUCCAGUUCUUCCAGUAUGAGUCUGUUACUCUGAGCUGUGAAGGAAACUCAUCUGAGUGGAGAGUCAGGAGAAAUACAUCAAAACAAAUAAGUGAACUCUGUCCCGAGUAUUUAACUCAAGCUAAUGAAUCUGAAUGCUACUUAUCUGAGCUGUAUGAAACCGACUCUGGACUUUACUGGUGUGAAUCUGCAGCAGGCGAACGCAGCGAUUCAGUCAACAUCAGCGUAACAGAUGGACCACUGAUCCUGGACAGUCCUGAACAUCCAGUUAGUGAAGGAGAAAACUUGACUCUUCACUGCAAAUUCAGGCCACCUUUUUCCUCCAAUCUCACUCGUUUCUAUAGAAACGGGGUUCUGGUCGGGGACAGCUCGGCGGGAACCUUCACCAUCCGAAGCGUUUCUAAAUCUGAUGAAGGCUUUUAUAAAUGUAACGCCUCCGGAGUGGGAGAAUCAGCAGAAAGCUGGGUGGCUGUAAGAGGGCGCAGGCCUCAAACGCCUACUGCUCCACUCACACUCAUACUACUUCCUGUUGUGGCUGGCGUUUUGUUGUUGAUUGCGCUGAUGCUGCUCUGCCGCUGGAGAAACCACAAAGGUGGAGUGAACCGUUCUGUGUCCUACACCGACGUCAUCAUCUCAGCGGACAGGAAACCUCAGAGAAUCACUGAUAUAGGUUCUGUCCCGACCUUCUAUUCAGGAGUGAAUCCACAGAGUUGCUGAUGAGAACCAGUUUUAUGGGGGCUCUCUCCUGUGUGUCCAGAAACACAAAGCAUUCAUUAUAUUGGGGUGUGUAUAUUUUUGUAAACUUUUUAAACUCAUCAAAUGAUGCUAAGAAGUUCAGUCUAAAGUCCUGGUGGAUUUUCUGGUAUUUCUCUCUCCGUUUUGGCCAGUUUGUGAUUUUAUGCAUUAUAUUAAAGCCUAACUGUCCUCUCAGUUGUUCAGCAUCUUUUUGUUAUCACUUUGUAUUGCACAGGUACUGGUGCUAUGAAAAUGUUUAACUUUUUUUAUUGAAUUGGUUUGCUUUAAGUUUGAAUCUAUUAUGAUUUUUGAGUCUUAAUUUCACCAUAAAUGUUCAUUGUUGUUUU
This is a messenger RNA of Gambusia affinis (western mosquitofish), 1370 nucleotides long. Its product is annotated as Fc receptor-like protein 5. Gene Ontology annotation, molecular function: transmembrane signaling receptor activity. Bases 232 to 1005 code for a protein of 257 amino acids. The record is from RefSeq and is a predicted model, not a curated record. The transcript has 7 exons. Gene Ontology annotation, biological process: cell surface receptor signaling pathway. Lineage: Eukaryota; Metazoa; Chordata; Actinopteri; Cyprinodontiformes; Poeciliidae.